AUGACAAGGGGCAAAUCUCCUAGCCACGAUAGUCUCAGCAUCGAGCACCUUCAGCAUGCGGGGUCUCGCCUUGCUGAGGUGAUGGCUUUUCUUUUUAACUUAUGUAUAGUACAUUCAUAUUUACCGCCGAACUUGAUGAAAACGGUUGUGGUACCGAUUGUCAAGAACAAAACAGGUGAUUCUGCGAACAGUUCGAAUUAUAGGCCUAUCUCGUUAGCAACAAUCAUAACCAAGGUACUUGACAGUGUGCUUAACGCUCAGUUAGAUUGUUAUUUGCACAUUCACGAACUCAAAUUUGGAUUUAGGUCUCAAUUAUCCACGGAAAGUGCAAUUCUGAGCUUAAAGCAUGCUGUCAGCAACCAAUUGAAUACUAUAAAGUGGGCAAACGAGUACUCGGAGCCAUAUAGGUUGGAAUGUGGAGUGAGGCAGGGGGGGUUGAGCUCACCUAAUCUUCUUAACCUGUAUGUCAAUGCGCUGAUUGAGGGGCUCAGCAGCAUGAGGGUCGGAUGCCAUAUUGGUGACGUAUGUUUCAAUAAUAUCAGCUACGCGGAUGAGAUGGUGCUGCUGGCCCCCUCUGUCAGCGCAAUUAGGAGGAUGCUGGCUUUUUGCGAGUCAUACGCUGAGACGCAUGGAUUGGUGUACAAUAACAAGAAAAGUGAAUACCUAGUCUUCAAGGCUGGCAACAGACUACCGGAAAAUAUACCCUUAAUAAAGUUAAACGGGGCAUGUCUUGUUAGAGUACACCAAUUCAAGUACCUAGGUCACAUUGUCACAGAAGACCUAAAGGAUAAUGUUGAUAUUGAGCGAGAACGCAGGGCGUUGUCGAUCAGGGCGAACAUGUUGGCCCGCAGAUUUGCUCGUUGCUCAACACCAGUUAAGAUCACGUCUUACAACGCCUUGCGUGUACAGUACAAUAACGCCUUUAGGGCAUUGUUGGGGCUGCCGCGGUACUGUAGUACCUCUAGUAUGUUCGCGCACGCAGGAGUCGACAGUUUCCCGGCCAUUCUGCCUUAA
Melitaea cinxia (Glanville fritillary) is the source of this 1014-nucleotide messenger RNA. RefSeq lists its product as uncharacterized. Lineage: Eukaryota; Metazoa; Arthropoda; Insecta; Lepidoptera; Nymphalidae. Bases 1 to 1014 code for a protein of 337 amino acids. The transcript has 3 exons. The record is from RefSeq and is a predicted model, not a curated record.